Cannabis sativa is the source of this 715-nucleotide messenger RNA. RefSeq lists its product as uncharacterized. NCBI's taxonomy places the organism in Eukaryota, Viridiplantae, Streptophyta, Magnoliopsida, Rosales, Cannabaceae. The record is from RefSeq and is a predicted model, not a curated record. The transcript is spliced from 3 exons. The coding region runs from base 248 to 568 and encodes 106 amino acids.
UUUCUUUAUUUUCUUCUUCCUCUUCUUCGUUUUCUUCUUCUUCUCAUGCCAGAAACCCAACCCCAACCAGCCACAACCGGAGCACCAUCACGACCCCAACCACAACCACAUCCCGACUGCCAACUCCGGCCAGUCCUAACCCCACUCCAGCCCCGAUGUUAUCAAUCGGCCACCAAAAACUAUCCAAAGAUUUAUUGAGAACCAACCAGAGCCAUGGAUUCAGAAUAUCCCAACUUAGAGCUCGUCAAUGUGGCCAUCCAGAAGCUCAAGGAGGAGCAGAGACAAAUCAAAGAAAUCUUCGAAGAUGACGAUGACGAUCAGCUCUUGCUCUCUCAGUUACUCUUGGAAUUUUGUGGAAUUGUAUGUUGGUGACGAUAAGGAGCUCAUUUGGCCAGAAAACUUGCCCAAAAAUUUGAAGAACUUAAUUCGUUAUCCCUUGGUUAAUUGGAAGCAUCUCAGACUUAAUAUUCAUUUUAAACUGAAAUACGAGUCAGACUUGAAAGAAACCUUGAUGUGGAUAUCACCCUCCUUAGAAUCAUUAUCUAUUAACAAAAAUGUCAUAUUUUAGUUGAUUUUAUUUUUCCUUUGCUAAGUGCUACUUUUAUUGAGAUGUUUUAGUAAAUGAAUUUGAAUACUUUGCUUUAGAGUGCUCUAUUUGUUAAUGCUGGAACAUUUUUUUUUUAUAUAUCUUUGCUGUUGGAGAAGCUUUGGAUUC